Messenger RNA from Suricata suricatta (meerkat), 995 nucleotides. Its product is annotated as tryptase-like. The transcript is spliced from 6 exons. The record is from RefSeq and is a predicted model, not a curated record. The coding region runs from base 42 to 869 and encodes 275 amino acids. Lineage: Eukaryota; Metazoa; Chordata; Mammalia; Carnivora; Herpestidae. Gene Ontology annotation, biological process: proteolysis. Gene Ontology annotation, molecular function: serine-type endopeptidase activity.
GGGGCAGCGGGCUGUGCUGAUAGCAGCAGGGAUUAGCCAAGAUGCCGAACGUGCUGGUGCUGGCGCUACCCCUCCUGGUGAGCCUGGUCCACGCAGCCCCUGCUUCAGGCCCGACCCUGGAGCGAGCGGGCAUCGUGGGCGGAAAGGAGGCCCCUGCCAGCAGGUGGCCCUGGCAGGUGAGCCUGAGAACCAACAUUCAGUACUGGAUGCACUUCUGUGGGGGUUCCCUCAUCCACCCCCAGUGGGUGCUGACGGCAGCGCACUGCGUGGGGCCGGUCGUGGUGGACCCCGCGGUGAUCCGGGUGCAGCUGCGGGAGCAGCACCUGUACUACCGGGACGACCUGCUGUCCGUGAGCCGGAUCGUCGUGCACCCGCGCUACUACAGCACCGAGAACGGGGCGGACAUCGCCCUGCUGGAGCUGGAGGACCCGGUGAACGUCUCCGACCACGUGCGGCCGAUCGCCCUGCCGCCGGCCUCAGAGACCUUCCCCGUGGGGACGCCGUGCUGGGUGACGGGCUGGGGUGACGUCCAUAGUGGAAGACCCCUCCCGCCACCCUUCCCCCUGAAGCAGGUGAAGGUCCCCAUCGUGGAGAACAGCAUGUGUGACGCGCAGUACCACCUUGGCCUCAUCACGGGGGACAGCGUGCAGAUAGUCCGUGAGGACAUGCUGUGUGCUGGAAACAACAUGAAGGAUUCCUGCCAGGGCGACUCUGGAGGACCCCUGGUCUGCAAGGUGAGGGGCACCUGGCUGCAGGCGGGCGUGGUCAGCUGGGGCGACGGCUGCGCUCAGGACAACCGGCCAGGCAUCUACACCCGGGUCACUCACUACCUGGAUUGGAUCCGCCAGUAUGUCCCGGAAGAGCCCUGAGCCAUGCCCCCGGAGCUGUCAGCCCUCAGCGGCCCCCCCACGCCUCUGCUUCCUCCCACCCUGCCGCGGCCCCGCCCCAGGGGCAGGCUGUGGCACUAAUAUUCAUUAAAGUGCAUGGAGAGCAGA